Closterium sp. NIES-67 is the source of this 2087-nucleotide messenger RNA. Lineage: Eukaryota; Viridiplantae; Streptophyta; Zygnematophyceae; Desmidiales; Closteriaceae. The record is from the annotation of a GenBank genome assembly.
GAAAGACCGAGACGGGAUGGCGGUUGAGUCAAGCUCGUUGUGCGAGCGGCUGGAGGAGGCGGAGGCGGCGAGCGAGAUGCUGAAGCGGGAGAACGAGAACCUGGAGGCGGAGCUGGUUGCGGCGCGCAAGUCACGAGACACGUACUGGAACCACAGCAUCGCGCUGUACCAGGAAAAGACGAGGCUGGAGGAGCAGCUCGCGAUGAUGAAUAAGAUCACAAGCACCAUGACUGGAUCCACAGCUAGGCAAAGGGCAGCAGCGCGUCACUCCUUAGCGGGUACAGCAGGCACCCCAACUAAGCAGGGUCCGAAUCGGGGGACCACACCCACGCGCACUCAAAACCAACAUCAGCAGAACCACCAGCAGCAGAACCAGCAGCAGCAGCAGUUUCAAAACUACUCCAACCCUCUCCAGGCUCACAUAUCCUCGAACCCCCCAUUGCCUCAGUUUUCAUCCUCGAAACUAACAGAUCCGCUUGAGCUACCAUUAGACUACUCCUUCCAUGACAUGCAGCCUACAAUGAACCAGCAGUUUCCAGGGCCCCCAGGCGCCCCUUGCUUGUCGCCCACCCGAGCCGACAAUCCAUCUGUGAGGAGCUUAGGCGGGCGAGAAAGCAUGUCUGGAGGUAGAAUUGUCGGAUCAGGGGCAGGGGCAGGGGCUGGGGCAGGGAGUGCGGCUGCAGCGACAGCAUUGAGGAGGCAAUCAGAGAUUCCGAGUGGGUUGAUUCACUCUUCAGGCAGGCAGCUUCAGCAGCAGCAGCAACAGUCACAGCAGCCGCAGCAGAACCAGCAACAGAAGCAGCAGGCAACACAUCCGCCCAGCCUCAUCCCCUCUCCUGCUUCUUCAGCCCGGCUCAACUCCGAACGAUCCUCCAUAUGCAGCUCCCCACGAAGCCCUGUCAAAGCAGGCUCGGGGGGAGGCGGAGGAGGGGGCAGAGCAGGAAGCGGAGGAGGCGGAGGCGGAGGCGGGGGAGGGGAGGGAGAGGGGGAGGGGGAGGGGGAGGAGGGGAGGGGGAGGAGGGGGAGGGGGUAGAGAAGGUGGGCUGGAUGGGAGCAGUGAGUUCAUGGAUGAGAAUUAUAAGUCCGGGGUGUCCUGGGGAAGUGGGGGGAACGAUGUGGGGGAGUCAGGAGAGGAGGAGUCUGUGGGGAGUACCACCAUGAUUCCACAGUUCACUGGCAGCAGCAGGCUGCCUGUGCCUAAUGCAGUGAACAUGAGCCGUGCUGGUAGUGGAGGGAAGGUUUGGCGGUAGCAAGGAGAAGUACGAUGCUGUGUAUCGCCGUGGGAGGUAGCGGAAUGAUGUGGGGGAGUCAGGAGGGGGAGGAGUCUGAGGAGUACCACCAUGAUUCCACGCUUCGCUGGCAGCAGCAGGCUGCCUGUCCCGGCUGCAGGGAACAUGAGUCGUGCUGGCAGUGGAGGGAAGGUUUGGCGGUAGCAAGGAAAAGUGAAAUGUUGUGUAAUCACCGUUGGAGCUGCGGAUCGAUGUGGGGAAAGUCAGGAGAGGAGGAGUCUGGCAGCAGCAUGCUGCCUGUCCCUGCGGCAGUGAACGGUGCCCGUGCUGGCAGUGCAGGCAAGGUUUGGCGGUAGCAAGCCUUUGAGAAAAAGAAAAGGCACCGUAUCAGCUUUGGAGGCAGGGGGGGGAGUCAGGAGGGGAGGAUUCAGGAGGGGAGAACCAAAGGAAUGGGUUCCAGGGUGCACUGGCAGCAGUAGGCUGCCGGCCUUGCCUGUCCCUGAUGCUGUGAACGGUGUCGUUCUGGCAGUGGAGGCAAGGUUUGGCGAUAGCAAGGUACUCCAGGUUUGGCGAUGAUAUUGUGGAGAUCGUAUGCGCUUUCUGCAUAGCUUGCAAUGAGCCCCUACUUUCACCGUCUUCUACAAUUACGACGACCAGUAUGGGGCAGGUCGGUGCAUAUGAAAGGAGUGCGCAGGUAUCAUGGUACUGACCUCGUGCAUCGGGAAUCUUGUGAAUGGUCUCCUCUCUCAGAAUAACGCAAUGACUAGAAAGGAGAGUACAGGGUGAUUUUGUGCUAGUGUGUUAUACCCUCUAAGAAACAUGCGCCUAUCUAGCCUAUAAUAACAUAAACAAAUACGU